AUGGCUAAAAAUAUUUACUUUAUUAUAGAAAAUAAAUCUUUGAAAUCCCAACUUUCUCUUCUCGAAGAAAGACUAAAAUGUAUUGAAAGGGCGCAAUCAAGCACUCCAAAUCAACGAAAAGGAAAAAAAAUAAGGAAAAAGAAAGAUCUUUUUCACAUGGAAAAAACCGUGAUCCAGAUCAAAAAAGUGCUCAAAAAAAAAUGGUGUGAACAAAAAGCAUUUGUUGAGCUUUUCAUUCUACUUGCUUUGAAAAGGCAUAUUAAUAAAAGCCUCGAAUAUUUGGAUGAAGAAGUUGUUCAUGUGCUCCAAACAAACUAUAAAAGUAUAUACUCAAUGGCAAAGAUUAAAGUAGACUCUGAAUUGGAUAAAGUGAAUAAGAAACGUGAAUACCAUUCUGAUGAAUUAAUUGGGACCGAUAUUAAACUUGUAGCGAAAGAAAAAAACUCACGUCCAAACAAUCAUGUUAUUAAAGUAUAUGUUCUACCAUGGAGGUCUGAAAGGGCCAAAGAGGUGGCUUUAACGAACCAAGCCAAUAAAAUUAUACGGGAACGACAUUACGACAAAAACUGGAUUCAAAACACAAGACCACCUCUUGAUGCACCUUUUUGGACAAUUGCUUCAUCCUACAAUUAUAAUAGAUAUGGUGACUAUCUUACGCCCAAUACAUCUAAUAACGAUCCUGAACCUGGGCCUACCGAUGAUACCAGAUCUAACAACAAUCCUGAACUUGAGCAUAUCAAUGAUACCAGAUCUAACAACGAUUUAGAAUCUGAUGCUGACAAUUAUAAUUUCAGGCGUAGACCUAGAAAUGAAUUAGGAUUCAAUAAUUUCGAUACAAAUGAGCCAGAAAUAAAUAAUGAAGGAUCAACUAAUUCCGGAUGUAAUUCUGGGCAUAAUUCCGAGUAUAAUUCCGGGCGUAGACCUAGAAAUGACGAUUCUGAUACAAAUGAUCCUAAUCACGAAUCAACUUCUAUGAAUAAUAAUCCCAGUACUAAAACUCCUGUUCGUAAAUCUAGCCGAAUUAAGAAUAGAAAAAGAAUGAAUGUUCCAACCAGAAUAUUUGCCUACAGCGAAGAGGAAACAGAGGUCACAGAUAUGCACCAAAUAUUGGUAAGCUAUCGGACAGUACCUAUCAGACCAAUAUUGUAA
This is a messenger RNA of Ambispora leptoticha, 1149 nucleotides long. Lineage: Eukaryota; Fungi; Glomeromycota; Glomeromycetes; Archaeosporales; Ambisporaceae. The record is from the annotation of a GenBank genome assembly.